This is a messenger RNA of Trypanosoma theileri, 3033 nucleotides long. RefSeq names its product tyrosine protein kinase. Gene Ontology annotation, cellular component: autophagosome; cytoplasm. The coding region runs from base 1 to 3033 and encodes 1010 amino acids. Gene Ontology annotation, molecular function: protein serine/threonine kinase activity; ATP binding. The transcript has a single exon. Gene Ontology annotation, biological process: autophagy; protein autophosphorylation; autophagosome organization. Lineage: Eukaryota; Euglenozoa; Kinetoplastea; Trypanosomatida; Trypanosomatidae. The record is from RefSeq and is a predicted model, not a curated record.
AUGGAAGAGAAUGAAGAAGGUGUGAACGCCAUACCGGAAAUCAACAGUGAGACGUGUAUAACUACGGGAGGAGAUCAGCUGCACAGAGGCAGCAAUGCUAGCAACAAUAAUCCAAACAACACCAACAAGAAAAAGAAUAAAAAGCGCAGAUGUAAAACACAUAGAGGUGAUCAUAAUAAUAAUAGUGAUAAUAAUGAUAACAAUAAUAGUAACAGUGGCAGUACUAGUAGUGGUAGUAGUAUUAGUGGCAACAGUGAAAAUGUUGAGAAUCCCGAGACUUAUCUCAACAGUAAAAAUGCCCCUGAUGGCAAUCGUCCCCCGGUGUGUGUGGACGGCCCCUGGCGGGCGUUGGAGCUGCGGCUGACUGCCAGCGCCGUCGACUGGACGCACCCCGUCGCCCGCAACUCCCACGGCGCUGUUUUUUCCGGCCGCGACCCCACGGCUGGUGUGGAGGUCCUCAUCGGCGUGGAGGAGAGGAGGAGCACCGGAGAAGAGAAGGAACUGAAAGAAGAAGAAACGGAAAAAGAAGAAGAAAAAGAAGAAAAGGAGGUGCCGGUGUGGCUGCGGGAUUACUGCCCGGGCCCCGUCCGGCUGCUCAAGUCGUUUGAAGUGAGUGGAGGGGACGUGCGGCUUGUAGUGACAGUCGUGCACCGGCCGGGGGCGUUGGAGACUGAGGCUAUCUCAGCAGCAGGGGUAGAUGUACAUCAAGAAGAAGAAGAAGAAGAAAAACAGCAGCGACAAGAAGAAGAAAAACAGCAGCGACAAGAAGAAGAAAAACAGCAGCGACAUGAAGAAGAAAAACAGCAGCGACAAGAAGAAGAAAAGCAGCAGCAAGGAGAAGAAGAAAAACAGCAGCAAGGAGAAGAAGAAAAACAGCAGCAAGGAGAAGAGAAGCAUCAAGAAGGAGAAGAAAGUCAACAACAACAUCGUGUGCGUCGCGAGAAUUCAUGGGUUAUUGACGCCUAUAUAGUAAACAAGAAUGAUGUUAUUGGUAAAGGAAAGUUCGGUACAGUUUACCGUGGAGUACAUCAGAAAGAGGGCUAUGGGGUUGCUGUGAAAGUGCUUAGAGGACCACCAGGAAAGAAAGAGAAACUCCUAACAGAGGCGAGGGAACUUAACCGCUUGCAGAUGCUUGAGCAUCCAAACAUCAUUAGACUAUUUGGCGUCUACCGAAAACUUUCAAAGAAUGAGAUUGCAUUAGUACACGUCUUGGAACUUUGUAAAGGAGGAGAUUUAAAGGAAUUUCUCGCUCGACAUGAUCCAUUAACGGAACGGCAAGCGAGACACAUUAUGCGUCAACUCGUAGACUGUCUUUGUGCGUUAAAGGAGAAUCACACCAUGCAUCGUGACUUAAAACCAGCAAAUAUUCUUCUUACUAGCUCUAACAUUGAUGAAGCCAUUGUAAAGGUAGCUGAUUGGGGAAUGGCCAAAAGCAGUGACUGCAGUGAUGCCGCUGGAUCUGCACAAACUGGUGGUAAUGUCGCUAAUAUCAUGUUUGAAUCUGCUGUUGGUACAGUUGCAUACAUGUCACCAGAACGUCUUGUUCGUGAUUUUUACGAUUUCCAAGCUGAAGUCUGGGCGGCUGGUGUUAUUAUGUAUGAAUUAUUAUUUGCCAGACAUCCAUAUUUACACUCCACCUCUCCUGUACGCACACCGGAAGAGCUUUUGAACGCUAUUACACGUGCAGAAGAACUAGAGAUGACAGGGAAACUUCGUCACUCCGCUUCUGGAGUAGAUGAUGAGAGUAAAGGCGAUGGACAACCGUCGAAGACGGAGAAAUUAUCACUUUCUCAACAUUGUUAUACUCUACUGCGAAGAAUGCUAGAUCCAAAUGCCAAAACCCGGUUUACGAUUGAACAGGUGCGACAGCACCCAUGGUUCUCUCUUCAGGAGACAAUGGAAACAACAACAGAGAUGAAAAAUGCAGAUACAUCAGGUGAGUUAAAAUAUACCAAAAAACAAGAAACAUCAACUGGAGCAAUGACCGCAGCAACAACAAUAACUACUACAACGACUACAACAACAACAACAACAGCAAUGGGAGGUUUAACAUCUGAACCAAUAGCAAACCCUGUUGGUUCCAUACAACUCCAAACUGCUGAUGAUGAUACCGAUAAUGGUAAUGCCCUUAAUUUGAGUAGAAAUUGGGGAAUUUCACAGCGUCAACAGGCUAUUUAUCAAGCUGUUCGAGAUCAUAUGCAUGUUUUACGUCAUGAUGUUAUUGAGGCAGAAGUGGAUCCUGGUCGUCGACUUGUACUUCUUUCAUACGCAUGGGAACUUCUUCGUGCUGCAGUGUAUGCAGCGAUAUUAAAGGAAUAUCCUGGUGGUGGUGUUGGAAUUGGAAGUUCUAUUGAAAAUACAACCAUGACGGAUACUUUAUUCAACAUGUCAUCCAAUGCACGUUUUGCAUUUCGACUUAUUCCUGAAGACAUUAGACAAAUGGAAACGUAUAUUCAAGAAACCGCAGAACGUGUAAAACGUAAUCUUCCAGAUUUAAUACAGAGAGGAUUACUUGGGGCACCUCACAUGGCCUUCUCUACAACAAGUUUGUCAGGAGGUGAUGAGACUGUGGGGUCCUCUAUUUGCCCAUCACCGCGUCUUUCAAAGACAAGAUAUCCAAGUGCGCAAUCACUACUCUUUACACGUGCACUCGCUCUCAUUCGUACGGCAACGACGGAAGAGAUGAUCCUUAGCGCUAAUGAAGAACAUGAUAAUUAUAUGGAAGACGAAGAAAUAGUUUACCUACAAGGUGGACGUUCCCGUCGUCAACAUACAUACGAACAAGCUAUGUCUAUAUUGCGUUUGCUUUUACAACAAAUUGUGGUUCGCCGCGGUGCGUUUUCAGUUCCUUCUUUAACUUCUACAGUUCCCAACACUACUGGAGGGGGAGUGACGGACACGCAGGACUACGGCACUCUGCAAGUUCUCACUGUCCCGCUUUUGCCACCCAUAGAGAUAGCUGAUCAACGCACUGUGCAGGCUUUACUACACAAGGUAGAGAAGUACUACCGCCGCCUCCUUAACGUUAGGUAA